AUCUAUUGGAGUUCUCGAUAGAACACUCUGUUUGGGUUUUAGUUUGCAGUGGUUGGUGGGGGUUGUAGUCUUUAAAAACUAACUUUGCUUUAGAUUGGUAGGUUUCGAUACGGUGGCCGAUGGGAGAUGUAGUAUUGUGUCUUGUUCCGGGCCGGUGGUCGUUACCUCUCGUCAUCUAGUUAGGUUGUGGCUAGGGCCCUCGGGAGCUGUGAGUCUCCUGCGGCUCUGCAUGGCCGGGAGCUACAGACUGCUUACUGCCUCUUUAUAUCAGCUGUUGCUGAGGGGCCAGGGCCGGGGAGUCGCUCUGCGCAGUGCGGGGAGGACCAGGCCGGAGAGCUACGGGGGGCGGGUGGGGAGACAACCCGCAGCGGACAGGAGGCCCUUCAGUACCACGCAGGGGAAUUACACUUCAUAUCAAGAAGAGUUGUAUCCUCCCUUACCAGAGUAUGAGCCACACUCUAUAGCAGACCAAGUAGCUAAGAUGUUCAUUGUGCGGGUACGAGGGCUGCCUUGGUCUUGCACCGCUGAUGAUGUGCUCAAUUUUUUUGGUGAGUGCAACGUACGAAACGGAGCGGAAGGGGUGCAUUUCAUCUUCAACAGAGAUGGAAAACCCAGAGGGGAUGCUGUUAUUGAGUUUGAGUCUGCAGAGGAUGUGCAGAAAGCAGUGGAACAGCACAAAAAGUACAUGGGCCAGCGCUACGUGGAAGUAUUUGAGAUGAAUCAGAAAGAGGCGGAGUCUCUAUUAACUCGUAUGCAUGCUGCACUGUCGCCUACAAGGCCCGCUGCCCUAUCUCAGUCUGCUCCAUCUUCAAUGUCUUCUCCGGCAAGUGAUGGAAUCGUAAGGCUUCGUGGUCUUCCUUACAGUUGCAGUGAGCAAGACAUCCUGAACUUUUUUUCAGGUUUGGAGAUAGCAGAUGAAGGGAUAACAUUUAUUUUGGACCAGCGGGGAAGGAAAUCUGGAGAAGCUUUUGUACAGUUUGUUUCUCAGGAAAAUGCUGACCAGGCACUUCUCAAACACAAGCAAGAAAUAGGCAGCAGGUACAUUGAAAUAUUUCCCAGCAGAAGAUCUGAAAUUCAGACUGCACGUUUUCCAUUUAGACGGAGGAAAGGAGUAACUUUUGCCCCAACUAUAAAAGAGCUUUAUGACCCAGAUAAUUGCAUAAAUAAUUCUAGCAAAGAUUUGCUAUCUGAAGCUGUACCAGACAAUGAUCACAUGAAUGAUUACGUAAAGGAUAUCUCUGCAAAGACAAUGGAUGUUCAUGACUACACAGUUAUGUCUCCGGUCCAUGAUAUCCAUAUACGGGGCCUUCCAUUCCAUGCUUCAGGGCAGGACAUUGCAAAUUUUUUCCAUCCUGUGAUGCCUUUGAAAAUAAACAUUGAAUACAGUGCAGAUGCAGGAGGUGCCACAGGAGAAGCAGUUGUGCGAUUUUUAACACAUGAAGACGCAGUUUCUGCCAUGGCAAAAAAUCGAUGUCAUACCCAACAUGGAUAUUUAGAGCUUUUUCUUAAUUCAUCUCCAGAUGGUAAAUGAAAUAUGUUCCAGAAAUUGUAUUGCACACAACUACAUUAAUAAAGGGCAUCCUUUCCUGGAAAUUAGAUGGAUCUUCUCGAACAGCCAUUCAACAAAUCCGUUUGUUUCUAACAAAUUGAUAUCUUUACAAAUGGGGAAAAAAAAAAACAUUUUAGUUUGGGGUUAGCCUGCUGAAUGUUAAUCAUAAUAGCAUUGUUAAUCCAGCAGGCAUUCAGUAUCAUUUUGGCAAGCGCCGAUUCAUUAUUUGGUUGCAAUGAGUUGGUAGGAAAAGUUCCUUCCUCUGCCGCAGGUUCAAUUCUCUCAUUUUGCAAAAUAUUCUAAACCAGCAAUUUUUUUGUUAUUUUUAUUUUGCAUUAAAGUGCCUAAGUUAAUACAGAGAAUGUGAUGUGUGUAAGACCUUUUUAACGUGUUGGGUUUCUGCACAACAAAUAAACGGUAUAAAUUAUAAAAAAAAUGAAAGUAUUCAAAUUCGGGAUUGAAGGGUCAAUAGGAAGAUCUGUUUAUAUCCAUAAAAGUUUACAAGACUUAAUUCUCCCAUGUAGCUGUAAACCGCAUAGAUACCGCUUGUUAAAUUAUACAGUGAACCAUCAAUGUUCAUUGUUCGUCUUCCAGAAUGAAUGUUUGUUUCCUCCUCGUCGGUGUGGUGGGUUUGUUCUUUACAUAUUUGAUUUGCAACAAAUUAUCAAUUUAUUAAAACCGUUUCAUGAGUACAGUUGUAUUUUGUUUUGGGGGAUGGAACUAAAUAAAUACAACAACAUUUA
Molecule: messenger RNA, 2292 nt
Organism: Bombina bombina (fire-bellied toad)
Lineage: Eukaryota; Metazoa; Chordata; Amphibia; Anura; Bombinatoridae
Gene: GRSF1
Product: G-rich RNA sequence binding factor 1
Exons: 10
Coding region: 230-1531 (433 amino acids)
Biological process (GO): regulation of RNA splicing
Cellular component (GO): ribonucleoprotein complex; nucleoplasm
Molecular function (GO): RNA binding
Source: RefSeq, a predicted model, not a curated record